Pocillopora damicornis (cauliflower coral) is the source of this 1871-nucleotide messenger RNA. RefSeq lists its product as uncharacterized. Lineage: Eukaryota; Metazoa; Cnidaria; Anthozoa; Scleractinia; Pocilloporidae. The record is from RefSeq and is a predicted model, not a curated record.
AUGGCUGUAAUACAUGUUAAAUUGGCAGUGUUUUCAUUUCUCUUUGGUUUGGCUUUAACUAAAACUUGCGAUACACUUUUUGGAAACCCAACCCAAGCAAGGAAUCAAGAUCGAAUUUUUGCAGGAAAGCGCAUUUCGUCUGACAUGAUUCCAGCAUAUGUCCUCGAUGGCAUAUUCACCGUUACUGGUUGCCUGGACAGUUGUUUACGGUUUUAUCACUGCACCUCCUUCGAUUUCAUGCAAUCCUCAAAAUUUAAUGGGAGGAUCUGUAAGAUUUACGGCGGUAACCAACAGAAUGUGCGUUUGGCGUCCAAGCGCGAUUGGAUCCAUUUUAACAUGAGUUCUGCAUUUUUAAGACAGCCCAAGGCUUUUGUCUACUCAACGAAGCAACCACAAAAUCACUUAUUUAUUUAUCAGUCUUUCCAGUCAAGUAUCUCCAAUUAUCUAAAAAUGGCUACCACAGGCUUUUUGAAAGUUUCCUGGCUUUUAUUGUAUUGUGUCAUGUCAUCAACUCGAAUCAACAAUUCCUGUCAACAGAAUGGACUAUUAAGGUUUAAAGAAAUCAUUGAUAGCAAUAGAAUUGGUGGACAUCGAUUAGCAGACAUGAACAUGAUUGUUUUUGAAAAAGAUGUGUUUACUAACCUACAGUGCUUAGAUCUUUGCUUGAGAAUUAAAUUUUGCGCAUCUAUUGAUAUAAAAAAACAGAAUACACAGAGAAGUUGCAAAGUAAACCGCGCAAAUCCAAAGUAUUUUAUCAUAGAAAACGACGACUGGACACAUAUAAAUGUGAGUUCAAGGGCGUUAGAGGAGAUUCUUGCGUCGGCAGAAAACGAAUGCAAAGAGAAAGACACAGAUGAAGCGGGUUCCACUUUAGAACUUUCGUCACAAACGCCGACUGCUGUGUCACUGGAUGAGUAUUGCAAGACCAAAGCACUAACUGUUGAUUCAUGUACUCAGAAGAAGAAGCAGAGAAACUGUAGCGGAGUCUGGGAGGCUCGAAUUCUUGCAAAUGGAUGGUGUUGUGUUGACCCAGAAAGUUCAAGCCAACACUGUUGCUGUCCUAUCCCACAGUAGAUACCUAUGCUACAUUCAUUUCACAUCCUGUUCUACUUUGGAGCCCUUUUUAGAGACUGCAGUGGGAGGCUUACCAUCUGCCUGACAUUAAUUAUAAACACACAAAGCAUUGCUACUUAAAAGAAAUUUCAAGCGCCUUUUUUUUCUGUAAGCAUGUGUAAUUACUUUUUUUUCAAAAAUAUUUGUUUCGAAGGAUUAAUUAGCUUAAAAGAAAAAUAAUACUACCGAAAUUGAAAGAGAACUAACAUCAAAAGAAAGACAUGCUAGCUAUUUGCCUGUACAAAGCCGGCUAUUAUUGUACCAUGUUGUUUGAAAGCGCGCUCUGAAGAAGGGCUAACGUUUGAAAAGUCAGCUUUGAAAAUCUUAACGGUGGUCAAUUGACGCUAUCAACUCAGUUGAUAAUACCAAAUUGCUUUUUUAUACUCUCUGACCGACGUGGCACCACAGUUUCUUUAGAAACUCACCUCCCUUAUUGUUUGAAAGAUGUCACAAUAGGACUUAGCAUGUUUACGUCGGAAAAUCAAAUUUCCUCUACGCCCACGCGUAUAAGGUGCAGUAUGGUAAAUUUUUUGAAGAGAAUUUUCCCAAAGCACUGAAACCAAAAGAGCAGCGUAUCCACGUAGAAAGAACAAGAAAGUCGAAAUAAUUUAUAAAAAUACUAUUGUAAACGAGGCUUGAGAGAAUUUUCAACAAAUGACGCCAUCUUGUUUAAGGGCUAAUUUUUCAAAGUGAACUUAUCCGUGACACAUUUCAUUCUAAAAGCAUUAAUAAAACAUUCAAAGCUUAACAAGCAAAUC